Xenopus laevis (African clawed frog) is the source of this 3228-nucleotide messenger RNA. It is a transcript of the gene olig2.S, whose product is annotated as oligodendrocyte lineage transcription factor 2 S homeolog. The record is from RefSeq and is a predicted model, not a curated record. NCBI's taxonomy places the organism in Eukaryota, Metazoa, Chordata, Amphibia, Anura, Pipidae. Bases 132 to 995 code for a protein of 287 amino acids. The transcript is spliced from 2 exons.
CUGCCUAUAAAAAGCAGAAGCAGAGUGAAAAUAGUGAUCACUGUCACACAAGGAAAGGGGACGACACAAGCGGCUCAACUGCACCUGCACUAUCUCAGCGCUGCCAACAGGCCCUUCUCUCUCUCUCCCCCAUGGACUCUGAAGCCAGCCUGGGCUCUAGCCGAGCCUCCUCCCCGGAGACAGACGACCUGUUCCUACACUCGCGGAAAGGUGGUUUCUCGGGCGCGGUGUCUUCUUCCACGAUGAGCGACUCCCCCGCGGAGCUGAGCGCGGAACUGCGCAACGCAAUGGCUAUGGCCGCUGCCGCGGGAGACAAGUUUGGCGCAUUUAAAGCGGCUGCGGCGGCUGCAGCGGCAGUGGCGGCCAAGAAGGACAAGAAGCAGAUGGACGAGCCGGAGCUGCAGCAGUUGAGGCUGAAGAUUAACAGCCGGGAGCGCAAGCGGAUGCACGAUCUGAACAUCGCAAUGGACGGGCUGCGGGAGGUGAUGCCCUACGCGCAUGGACCCUCAGUGCGCAAACUGUCCAAGAUCGCGACUCUGCUGCUGGCGCGCAAUUACAUCCUCAUGCUGAACAGUUCUCUGGACGAGAUGAAGCGCCUGGUCAGCGAGAUCUACGGAGGGCACCACCACCAUGCGGCAGCCGCAGCGGCAGCAGCAGCCGCUUAUCAUCCGUCAGCCUGUGGGGGGAUGAGCCAUGGGACCCCCCUGCCCGGACACCCAAUGGCCCACCACCCUCUACUCCCCGGCACAGCCUCCAUCACAGCUUCCAGCCUCUCCGGGGUGAGGGCAGCACCCCCUCCUCCUCCCCCUCCCCCUCCUGCCCCCCAUUCAGCCUCCCACGGUCUCCUCAAGUCUCCCAGUCCGGGGACACUAGGCGGAGGCUUCCCCCAUUGGUCGGGAAUGCCCUGUCCCUGCAGCAUGUGCCAAGUGCCAUCUGCUGCCCACCACCAUCUCACAACUGCCACCUUGUCCAGGCUCAGCGCAGAUACCAAGUGACUACUUUAUAAGGAGGGCUUCAGCCUGCCCUAUUCAUAACGAGUGGGCUUCUGGCAAACUGGGCCCCUGAACUGGAACUGAUCCUUACGGUGGGGUCCAAUUUGCUCAGGGUACAGAGUCCUGUGCGGGAAAGACUGGGGGACUUGAGCACAGACAGACCCAUUCUCUCCCUGGCUAAGGACCCCAGUACUUACAAAGUAGCAGCACCGACCCAACUGGGAAGAGACUGACCCAAAAACAAUAACAACUGGCUACUUGGCAUCACUUUGUGGCUUCAGGACCAGUGCCUGGGAAACAGGAGAACUUGUUACUUUGUAUCGCACCAUCAAUUUAUGUUAUGCACUGGGGCAAACGUUUUAGUGUAACUGUCAGCUCCGGUUUAACUGUCAGCUGCCCUCUUGUUACCUGUUAUGCAGUUAUGUGGGGGGGGGGGACCAAUUCACUCCUUUUGCCUUGGUUCCUUCUGGGUAGCACUUUGGCUUUGGUGUUGGAUAUUGAAUUGGCUCAGAUGCCAAUGACCUACCAGAGCCCAAUAAGGAGGCAGCAGACAUGUCCAUUGUGGGUAUCAGUGGGGGUGUCAGUUGUCCCCUGGUUGGCUGCCUCACUUUAUCCUGCAUGUAACGUCUUAAUGGUGUUUCGGUUCUGUGUCCCAGACACUGACAAUGAACUAUCAGCCUGUAAGUCUUAACUACUUCUACCACAGUCAGGUGCAGAUCACUUUAAAUGCCACCAACAUCAGUCACUUACCCAAGACCACACCUAGAAUAACAUAGGUCUUCUCACCCUCUGGUGCACCUGGUUAUUGUCUGCCCCUCCCCUACACUGCCAGAUAUUUCAUCGUUCGACUCCUUUAAAUUAACCUAACAAGGCAUAUGAGCUUUUAGUGCCCUUGCAGCACUGCCCCAUGCCCCUAUGUAAUGGACUAUGGUAACUAGAGAGAAAGGAGUGCAACCAACUGCCACUGAGCUGUCAGUGUAAACUACAACUCCCAGCAUCCUUUACUGUCAUUCAAGAAUGCUGGUAGCUGUAUUAUGGUCAGUGCUGUGUUUGAACUUGAAUCAGUUGUGCAGGUCAAAACCAACUGGAAGGACGAAUUGCUUCCAGUCCAUUUGCAGUGAGGAUGGGAUGGGACAGAUUUGGGAAAGUCAGGGGUAGGGACAUCAGAUCAGCAUCGGUGGCUCUGCCAUUGCAUAAAAUAAAUGAUCCCCUCUGAGAUCCUGAUUGCAGAAAGAGGAGUCAAUGAACCAUAGGGGAAUAUACAAUGAGGCAGAGCUGGGAGACCCCCAAUGAGCCAAUGAAACAUAAGCAGCUGAGGGGGCACAGUUUCAUUUUUCUUGCAGCUUGUGAAACACAUCAAAGGACUUCCCUACAUAAAGUGAGAUCAAGCAGCCCCCCUGCAGACAAGGCUUGGCUCACAGUCACAAUCUCAGACCACCCCAGUGAGACCCACAACCCCCUUUUUCGAUUCACAGAUCAUAGUCAACCUUUUGGCACUGUUGUUCAACUACAAAGUUAUCUAUGGAUGCUGAGAGUUGUAGUUCUGCUCCAAUGUUUAUUCAUUUUCCUCCUGCACCGAAAUUAACAUCAGAACCGACUGUGGGGCCUUCACCCCUUCCAAUGCCAGGGGGUUUACAACCCUCACCCAGUUCCUGUGGUCGCUCGUUUUUCUUCUGAACCCCCCAACUCUCAUCUUCUCAAAAAAACAAAAACAAAGGGAAACUUGUAAUGUUUUUUAGCCCAGUGCAGCAGUCUAAUAUAAAAUAAUAUUGUAUGUAACACUAGGAAUGAUAUUAAUAUAAUAUUCUCAUUAACAACCAGUGCACCCCUAUGUUUUGUUUAAUCCUCCCUGUCUUCUCUUUGGCUCUAAAUGUAAAUUCUGCUUUGCUAUUUUUAUACUGCUUGAAAUCCUGUUACCAGACAAUAGAGUGUCUGUGUUUUUUGGAAUGUUUGUAAAUAAUAUGAGAAUGCCUUAUACUCUGUAGUUUAAUGGUACCUGCCAGUGUAAUGGAAACCCUCUCCCCUCGUCCUACCUGCAAUAUCACCUGUCACUGCCUUCCAACAUUCAGGUUCAACUCUCUGCUCCAUCACUGCCCACAUAUAUUCUCAUCUCUUUAUUUUUGUACAAAAUAUGAAAAAAAAGUGCUAAAAUAUUUAUUAUUUUAUUUGGUUUUGACAAAAGAAAAAAACAAAAACAACGAUGGUUAAAAGUUUGAAUAAAAUGCCUUUAAGUAAA